Molecule: messenger RNA, 4703 nt
Organism: Asterias rubens (European starfish)
Lineage: Eukaryota; Metazoa; Echinodermata; Asteroidea; Forcipulatida; Asteriidae
Product: cyclic nucleotide-gated cation channel beta-3-like
Exons: 20
Coding region: 194-3682 (1162 amino acids)
Biological process (GO): monoatomic cation transmembrane transport
Cellular component (GO): intracellular cyclic nucleotide activated cation channel complex; plasma membrane
Molecular function (GO): cGMP binding; intracellularly cGMP-activated cation channel activity; intracellularly cAMP-activated cation channel activity
Source: RefSeq, a predicted model, not a curated record
ACAUCGCUGGCAAUCUCCCCGCAUCUAUAAUGAAUUGAAUGAUGAACAUAUGCGGUGUUGCCAUGUCGUCAUGUUAAUGAGGGCCAUCUUGUGAUGCUGUUGUUUUCACCGCGAAGAUGACGGCUGAGAAAAAAGAAUUGAUUUAGGAAAUCAAACAAAUCAAUGAUGUGAACAAUAAUCGACAGUUGUGUGAAUGUCGCAACCAAGCAAGACCACCAAGCUCCCAGCCAAACUCAAACCCUUGGAAGUCAUGGCCCAUCAGAGACUGGAAACGAUGGAGCUGCACAACCUCCAACCCCUAGGCAGUACGACCUUACUGCCACCGGUACCCGCAACCACCCCAACCAUCUGCUUGUCCGCGCCGACUACCAGUCACCAGAUAUCUCAUGAGUCCCCCCAUCAUCUUGAAGUCAGUCUUAUUCCAGUGCCCGGCCCGGCUAACACGGACCUGGGAGGCAGCACAAAUGCCGGCUACAUCUCAGACGGGAGUGUCGUGACACCAGUGAAUCGAUUGGAAAGUGCUUUGAGUGGAAAGCUGAGCAGCUUGAGUCAUGUGUCCACAGACAGGGAGGGAUACCAGAGUUCCAGGAUUUUGUCCAGCAGUCCGUCACCAUCUGCCGCUGAUUCCGUCUUCAGCUCCAAUGGGGAUCUACACCAAGUUACCCUGAAUACGGGCAAAAGGGGUCUAGCCCUGUCAGAUUCCCUCGGUCUUCCAAACAACCUGGAGGCGAUGAUGGCCAAACGGUUCAGCCUUCCAAACGCUGGCACCAUCGAGCACCUCAGCCCCACCUCGGCCAAGAUGUCCAGCUUCAAGUCCUCGGACCCGCUGACCAGCAGUAACAGUCACCUCUUGGCCAGUAGGUCGGCCUCGCCGUACAACGGAGAUCUCUUGACGUCACAGGCAAGCUCCCCCGGGAGCAAGUCGUCAUCGCGGGGAAUGGGGCGCUGGUUCCACAAGAGACCCUCGGCUGUCAGCUCAAUCAGCAGCAUGAGUGAUGUCAGCUGCAUGAGCAACAGUCUGGAUGAGGAUAAUGGAGCUGCCAAUGCACGACAGAAACUUCAGGAUCUAGUGAAGUCGGUCACUCAGCGGGCCAAGAAGGUUGGCCGCAAUGAGGUUGCACCGAUCUCAACUGUCUCGACAGUCUCAGCCACUCUUGCUCCUCCCCCAAUCGGUCACAAUGUCCGGAAGCGGCUUGAUUCAUUUGCUCCUAGUAGCGCGACGGACACCACAGAAGAAGUCCAAGUGAAGAAGUUCAACUGUUGCGGGAUGCACAGAGUGCAAAAAUUCCUGCUGAAGUACACCAUCCCUGAUGCCAUCGAUCCUACAGGGGGUAUGUGGCUUGCUUGGCUCAGCAUCGUGGCCCUGUUCUACAUCUACAAUGCCGUCUCAAUCUUCUUGCGUGCAUCAUUUACUGACGAAACCUACGGCUCCGAAAGUAGUUGGCUCAUUCUGGACUACAUCGGUGACUUUGUGUUCCUCUUGGAUAUCUGCCUGCGCACCCGGAUAAUUUACUUUGCAAAUGGCCAGGUUGUGCGUGAAAGGGUGUUGCUAAGGAAACACUACACAAAGUCUUUACAGUUCAAGUUUGACGUUGUGUGCUUGUUGCCGUUGGAUUUGCUCUAUUUUGCAACCGGUUUCAAUCCCAUUUGGCGUUUACCACGCCUUCUCAAAGGACACAGCUACAACGAGUUUGUGGAGAAGUUUGAGAACAAGUCCAAGUCGGCAAACAGCUUCAGGAUUGUGAAGACCAUUGGUUACAUGUUAUACAUGAUACACCUUAACACUUGCUGCUACUAUGUCAUCUCUGUGUACGAAGGCAUUGGCAUCAACCGCUGGGUGUACAACGGAGAAGGCAAUGCCUAUGUGCGAUGCCUGUUCAGAGCAACCAAGACCCUCAUUACCAUCGGCAACCUCCCGGUUCCGUUGACCACCUUCGAGAUCUUCUUCAUGAAUAUCGACUUUAUGAUCGGCGUCUUUGUUUUUGCCACCAUCAUCGGACAGAUGAGAGACAUUGUCGGCGCUGCAGGGGCCACAAAGGGGGCCUUCCGUCGCCGUAUGGACAACACCAUGGCAUUGCUGCAGAACUGGAAGAUUCCAGACGACGUUCAGAGGAGAGUGAGACUGUGGUUCAUGUACGCCUGGGAUAGGAGAGAACUCUUGGAUGAGCAGGAGAUCAUGAAGAAUGUGCCAAUCAAGAUGCAGACCGAUAUUGCCAUCCACGUCCACAUGGACACACUGAGUAAAGUCUCACUGUUUCAGGACUGUGAUAAGAUGUUGCUUCGAGAUCUUGUGUUGAAACUCCGACCAGUUCUCUUCCUUCCCGGUGAUUACAUAUGCCGCAAGGGUGAGGUUGGGAAGGAGAUGUACAUCAUCAAGAAUGGUUUGGUUCAAGUACUUGGGGGACAGAACAACCGUACGGUGCUAGCCACACUGCAUCCUGGCAGCUACUUUGGAGAAAUCAGCUUGCUGAGUGUCGGUGUUGGUAACCGCCGUACAGCUGAUGUGUACUCUCCAGGCUACUCCAAUCUGUUUGUUCUGGAUAAGAAGGUACUCCAAGAGGUGGUAGUAAACUACCCUAAUGCCCAGGAGAGCCUCAAACGAAAAGCAAGGGAGAUCCUGAAGAAGAACCAGGCAAACGAGAGCAAGUCCAAGAAGCGUCGAGGCAAGUCACUCAUCGCCGAGUCCAUCCUCCUAAAGGACAGGAACAUAGACAGCAGCAAGUUCUUCAACGCCGUCCUGGAGGUGGCCCGCACCUCCAAGAUCGCCAGUACCAUCCUGCGAGCAUCCUAUCGAAGCGGGUUGAACGACAUCGAGGACGAAGCGGUUCAAUUCUCCAACUCGGACAUCUCAUCAGAUGAGGUGAUCUUCGGCACUCGCCAGCAACGAAAAAAGAAGAAGAGACUGGUGAAGAGAGCAAAGAAACAGCAGCAUGAGCGCACCUCCAAUGACGACUCGGAGUCGCAGAACGAGCAAGGACACUCGGACAGCGACCAAGUUCAUCAGGAGCAUCUGAGGCCAAAGCGUACCCUGCGCAGGACAGCCAGCGUGCUGUCCCCGAACCCGGGCGAUCUGAACAUGCCCAGCAGCAGCGGCUCCCGCACCCCGCGGGAGAGUAUGGGUAACAUGAACCUGUUGUGGGACAAUGAGGAGGAUAAGGUGAUGAUGGGAAGGAGCAGCAUCACCGGCGACGUACCGCUUGAAGAAGAGGAAGAAGACUCAACGAUGACGCCGGCUCAUGAGCAAGGGAGGCCGGCACCGAGGAAAGCUACCUCCAAAUCGAGCUUCUCUGGGAUAAAGGAGCGACACCGCAUGGCACGGAGCAUCAGUGAUGUCGAACGCGAAGAGAAGCGAGCACGGAAGAAGCCUUCCCAGCAUCACGCAGCAGAAGACACUCAGAGGUCAUCGUCAGCCCUGCCUGUACACAUGGAGGAUAGUGGUACGGAUAAAAGUGAGCACCAUCUCGCUGAUGACGACGAUGCUUGCAGCGGGGACGAACAUUCCGAGGAGGACAUCGAUAAGGGCGUGUCAUCAGACAGCACCACGCCCUCUCUCUCCGGGAUGGAAGACCAAGGGAGUAAGGCUUCCACUUUGCAAGGCGAGGGUUAUGACUCAAGCAGUGAAGCCUCGCCUGAAUCCAGACGAGAUGACGUCCAGUCAAAGAAGAACAAAAAUAUCCCGUAGACAAAUCUGGUUUGUGAUAGUCAGAAGUUCUGUAUUGUCAGUUCAGUUCUAUAAGAUCUUGACUACAAUUUUUAUGAAUUUUUAAGAUUCUGCUAAGCUAAGGUGAGUUGUUUACCAGUCACAGAUGGUACAUCGUGGUAUGGUAUUUGGCUGGUAACCUUCCUUUGGUAAGCAUACUUUUUGUUGUAGGAAUGUUAUCGGCCCAAUGACCGGAUCACAAACAUAAAGUGCAUUGAUACAUUGUUGUAAAGUGCGCUGUAUAAGAACUAAGUUACAUAGUUACAUGUGAAUGUCCAUUAUCAUUACUAUUUGUUCCAAAAUUCUAUUUGUUCGAUGUGAUUCCGCACCCAAACAAAUUCAGUCAAACCAUGUGCAAUUUUUGUAGAUAAGAACAAAGAGUUGUAGAUAAAGAACAAAGAACUAAAUUAUAUAUUUAUUUAACAUUGUAAAGGUUUGGCAAUUGUGUUUUUGUUGUAGGAAUGUUAUCGGCCCAAUGACCGGAUCACAAACAUAAAGUGCAUUGAUACAUUGUUGUAAAGUGCGCUGUAUAAGAACUAAGUUACAUAGUUACAUGUGAAUGUCCAUUAUCAUUACUAUUUGUUCCAAAAUUCUAUUUGUUCGAUGUGAUUCCGCACCCAAACAAAUUCAGUCAAACCAUGUGCAAUUUUUGUAGAUAAGAACAAAGAGUUGUAGAUAAAGAACAAAGAACUAAAUUAUAUAUUUAUUUAACAUUGUAAAGGUUUGGCAAUUGUGUUUUAAAGUGGCACAGUAAAGUACUCCUGUUAUUCCACACUUUUCCAAAUUGUUUAACAAAAACCAGGUUGAUGUGAUUUUGUUAUGAAGACAACUCUUAAUGUGCAAUAUUUAAGUGUUAGUUUUAUAGGAACUGAUUGUUUAUGAAUGAUGCCCAAUGUAAUUGUUAUCAGAAAUAUAUUGAGACAAAUUGCAGGUUAAAGGCACUGUAUACGUUUGUUAAUUGUCAAAGACCAGUCUUCUCACUUGGUGUAUUCCAUCAUAACCA